Molecule: messenger RNA, 4605 nt
Organism: Falco peregrinus (peregrine falcon)
Lineage: Eukaryota; Metazoa; Chordata; Aves; Falconiformes; Falconidae
Gene: ZC3H3
Product: zinc finger CCCH-type containing 3
Exons: 13
Coding region: 25-2958 (977 amino acids)
Cellular component (GO): nucleus
Molecular function (GO): metal ion binding
Source: RefSeq, a predicted model, not a curated record
GGGGUGUGCGGGAGCGCUGCGGGGAUGGAAGAGAGGGAGCAGCUGUGGCGGCAGAUCUGCCAGCUGCAGGGUCUCAUAAAUGACCAUAAAAACACACAUGGGGAUGCACCACGGCCGCUGCCACCUGCACUGCCGAGGUGGAACAACCCCCACCAGCCUGCCUUCAACAGGAGGGGGGCAUUUUCAGCCAGGUACCCCCAGCAGGCUUCCAGGGAUUUCCAGCUGCGCCAAGGUCACUCCUGGAGGAAAAAAUACUCUCUUGUCAACCGGCCGCUGGGAUCAGCAUGUGAGGUUGGAAGUGGUGGAGGUGCCAGCACAUCUUGGGCUUUUGGAAGCCAUGGGGACAGCCAGGCAUCUGAACCACCAGAAUCGUCUCCGGAGAGACAUGUGGACUUAACCACAGAUGGUAAUAUAGUUGUGGGGAUCCAGCUGCCACAGAGGGCUGGCCCAUUUGUAGAUAUGAAAGGCUUUGCUGAUGUGGGUUCUUAUUGUGAAUUUUCUGGGCUGAAAACGGUGGUCAGUGCUCCAAGUGACAGUAAAAAUGUGCAGAAAUCUUCAUACACAAGCCGAAGUGAAGAGAGAAGACCCUCUCUCUCAGUUUCAUUUAGUUCAUCUCACCGGUUUGUGAGUUCAGCGUACGUGAGCAUGUCAGAUAAGCCUAGAAUGGUGCGUCUGUCUGGUGACGUGGCCAGGAGCUCCCUUGCCUCCUGCGGAAGCACCAGUGAAAGCGCUGUGACACUGAAAUCAGAGCCACAGCAGCCUUUGGUGUUGCCAGAUCGCGAGCCAGCUCGGCACUUGGUGCAAAGGAAGUCAGAACCACCAGCUCCAGGGCAGUCUAGUUGUGAGCAAGUCAGAGAUGCUUUCGGAGAGCCGAAGCUCCUUGGAAAUGGCAAGACAUGCUCUAGAUCUGCUCAGGCUGCGACUUUGGUGGUUGGGAUGACUCCAGUGAUGAGCAGUUUUUCUGUAGUCCCCAAAGCUGCUGGUCUCCAAAGAGUUGCCUCAGUAUCCAUCUCCAGCAAAGCUCCAAAGUUCAGGAAAACUAAUUACACGUGGGUUGCAAACCCUGGCAAAUGCUCUUGUACUGUGAAGAGGUGGGUCAGCCCUAGAGCUUCUGAAAGUGCUAAGAAGGUUGCUGGUGGAGCGGACAGAGGUGCUAAACUAUCACCAAAAGCAGAAUUGGGAGUAAAGCUGAAGAAAUCGGGACUGCAGUCUAAACUAGGUGUUUCUCCCAGCAAGUAUAAGUGGAAAGCCACCAGCCUGCAGACCUCACCCUCCACCUCCAAGUCAGCAUUCAGGUGGCGAUCUGAGGAUCAGAUAAAGCCUCCAGCUCCAAACCUCCCUCGAGCUGGUGCUGCCCCACCACCUCAGAGUGCUGCCGCUGUUGGUCUUGGUGGCGCAAAGUCCUCUGGUGAUGCUGUGCUCUCCAGUUAUAAAGUGAAGAGUCGGACAAAAAUCAUCAAGAGAAAAGGAAACUCGGGUUCCCUGACAGAUAAGAAGAACAGCUCCUCACCCACCGUGCCUCUGAAAAGCCACUUCCAUCUCAGGAAGAAAAACUCUUUGCGGGGGAAACCUUCUGUGCCACUGAAACGCUCCUCUCCCAAGGGCCUGGUACAGAUCUCCAAGCACAGGCUCUGCAGGCUGCCGGUCCCUGGGAUGCAGGUCUCUACCAAGGAAGGAGCUAAUUUGCACUUCUUAAGGAGCCCCCCUGCUAACAAGGUGAUAAAGACACGCUACAGGAUAGUGAAGAAGAACGUGGUGUCACCAGCCUUAUCAACCUUUGGCAGCACUGCUCCCAACUGGAAGACGAGGCGCCCUGUGACAUCCAGAUCCCCGCUACUGAACCAAACACGCCUGUCACCUCAAGGCGGCAAGUCCCAGCACGUGCAACAGAGAUGGAGGAGCAAAGGCUAUUGCUGCAUUGGUGGGGUGAUGUACCGAGUAUCGGCAAAUAAACUCUCCAAGACUUCCAGCACCCCUGGCCGGGGCAGAGACCUGAGCACCAAGAGCCCUGGCAGAGCAGCGAGGUUGCAUUGUACGCCUAGUCCUGGCUUUUCUCCAUCCGGCUGCCUGAACAGAUCAGCUACAAGCCGAUACUUCGCCAGCCGUGCUGUUCAGCGGAGUUUGGCCAUCAUUCGUCAAGCUAAACAGAAGAAAAAGAAGAAGGAAUACUGUAUGUACUACAACCGCUUCGGCAAGUGUAAUCGUGGGGAGAGUUGCCCCUACAUUCAUGAUCCGGAGAAGGUGGCCGUCUGCACCAGGUUUCUCCGUGGCACGUGCAAGAAGACAGAUGGGACCUGUUCGUUUUCCCACAAGGUGUCGAAAGACAAGAUGCCGGUGUGCUCCUACUUCUUGAAGGGGAUCUGCAGCAACAGCAACUGCCCAUACAGCCAUGUCUAUGUGUCCAGGAAGGCAGAAGUGUGCCAGGAUUUCCUCAAAGGCUAUUGCCCCAUGGGAGAAAAGUGCAAGAAGAAGCACACGCUAGUUUGCCCUGACUUCGCCAAGAAAGGAGUCUGCCCCAGUGGUGCCCGGUGCAAGCUGCUGCACCCACAGAAGAAACGCCACCCAAAAGAGGCAGAAGAUGGGGAGCGCAGUGAACCCCCCUCCAAGUGGAGACGAGUCUGGGAGGAGACAGGCAGGAAUGAUCCAGCUCAGCUCUGUGAUGAUGGGGAAAUGCCUGGACCCUCCAGUGCGGAGCAAGAAGUUAAGUUUUGGAAAGAGACAGACACCUCGCCAACCAACUGGCUGCAAAAGCUGCCGUCCUUCAUCUCCCUCCAGUCCUCAGCAUCCCCCAGGGACGAGGGCUGCAAAGUGGAGAAGGAUGAGGACGAGCCAGAGGAUGAGCCAGGCAAUGAGAAAAAGAAGAGGACUUUGCCACCGUCAUCCUUGCGGGACUCUGAAAACGCACGUCUGGAAGAGGGCGGCAGAGGCAAACAGCUGCAGAUCAAGCCCCGGCUGUAAGCAAGACCCGAUCAAGCGGCAGCUGACCAGCUCAGGAACUGCAGAGCCGGGCAUGACCUGGCACCUACCUCAGGAUGCCGUGGCCAGAUGCAGCACCCCCUUCUCAUCUUGCUUUUCUGGGACAUCAUUUUGGCAAGGAGACGGAUGGCAGCAUGGGGAAGCACCACCUGUUGCUGCAGGGGAGCAGCUUUGUUUGAAAUACAUUAAUUUGACAAUAGAUUUAUCUUUUCAGCCAGUGUAUUGAAGGCAAGCCCUGCCGUCAGGCUCCCUGCAUGCUUGCAGAGCUAGGAAGAGGCUCCCAUCCCCAUCGGUCCACUCACAGAUUGUGGCUCUGCUGCAGUCCCAGACACAAGGUGAUACAGGGACCUGAGGAGCUUAAUGCCAUCACGUGACAUGCCUGCAUCCAGGUCAGCCACUAUACUGGGGACAAGUGUGGCCAGUGGUUGCAAGUCACUGUGCUGGUGUGUAACAGGGUGUAGAACCCCAACUCAGCUCAGCCCUGAUCUCUUCGUGCCAAGAGACCACCUGCAUCCAUCCCGCUCUAUCCCUUUGCUUUUGGGAGAUUUCUUGGAGUGGAGCUAUGUGCCGAGAGCAUCCCUAGUGGAAACGUGUGUUCGGAGCAGUGCUGAGCUCCCAUCAAAUGCUCCUGCAGCAUGUCAGUGUCUCCCGUGGCCAGUUGCACCCUGACGCCCACCUCUUCCCAUCCCAGAGGGGGUUUGGUCCCCCCUGGGAGACCCAAACCAGCUCUUACGGGUUUUUUUUGGAAACUCCCAAAUCUAAACAGGAGCAAAACACAGGGGGAGCUUUGUGCCGAGUACUCCCAGCCAUGCAGCUGCCAGCACAUUGGGUUUUUGCAUCUGUGGGUACAAUUCCCACAGGGAUUUCGGAGUGGUGGAUGCUGUUCCCCCACACGGAUGAGGUCCUGGGGACGGCUGCAGGACUUCCCUUUCCCAAGAGGUGCAGAGAGUCAGGGUUAGCCAUGCGGGGUGGCAGGCUUUGCUCAUCCACUGCCCUGAGUCGCAGCUGCAGGGAAAAGGCAUCAGCAGGGAUGUGGGUGAGCCCUGGGGCUCCCAGGGGACCCAGCACCCAAGUGUGCUCAGCAGUGGGGUGGGUGGUAGAGCUCGGCAGUGGGCUCAGGGGCACCACGGCUCUGGCAAGGGGCUGAUGGCUGCGUUUUUUCCCCCUGCAACUGGGUGGUGUGGGACCCCACAGGGGUUUCCCUUCCCUAGGUGACCCCCUUGGGUGUUAUCACCCCACAUCUACAGACUGAGAUGCUCUCCCCGGCUUGUGGAGGUGGAUUUAUCGCCUGGCUCACAUGACUGUGGGCACGGCAUGCCACCAAAGGUGAGACGUCAUUAAUGCCUGUAACCUCCCUGGGCUCCUGUUUAGAGAUGCUGCCCACUUCUGAACCAAGAGCUGGCGUGGGGGUUAGUACCACUUGGAGACCAGUUUGGGGAGGCCACGUCCCCAGCAUCCUCCCAGCCAUUGCAAGGACCAGCAGGUCCCCCACUCCGGGGCUGCACUCAUACCCCAGCGUGUGUACAGUGAGCAGUUUUUUAAUAAAAACUUCAUUGUCUCCGUUGAUGUUAAAUGUCUUUUAUUAACCCAUGUGUUUUGAUAUGUAAAUAAAGAGUUUCUUCCCUAGGA